AUCAACGACUACCAGCCUGGAGGCUGCAUCGUAUCUCACGUAGACCAGAUCCACAUCUUCGAGCGCCCAAUCGUGUCUGUGUCUUUCUUUAGCGACUCGGCACUUUGUUUCGGCUGCAAGUUCCAGUUCAAGCCCAUCCGAGUGUCGGAACCUGUGCUUUCUCUGCCGGUGCGCAGGGGGAGCGUGACUGUGCUCAGUGGAUAUGCUGCUGAUGAAAUCACUCACUGCAUACGGCCUCAGGACAUUAAAGAACGCCGAGCGGUCAUCAUUCUCAGGAAGACAAGAUUAGAUGCGCCGCGUUUGGAAACAAAAUCCCUGAGCAGCUCCACAUUGCCACCCAACUAUACUUCAGAUCGACUGUCAGGAAACAGCAGAGAUCCUGCGCUGAAACCCAAAAGGUCCCACCGCAAGGCAGACCCUGAUGCUGCCCACAGACCCCGGAUCCUGGAGAUGGACAAAGAAGAAAACCGGAGGUCUGUGCUUCUACCCACACACAGGGGGAGGGGUAGCUUUAGCUCUGAGAACUAUUGGCGCAAGUCCUAUGAGUCCUCAGAAGAUUGCCCGGAGGGAGCAGGCAGCCCCACCCGGAAGGUGAAGAUGCGGAGACACUGAGGCCCUGUGCCCUCCUAGAACUCUGGCUAAUCCUGAUGUAGCUGCCCCAUCUCCUGUUUCAUUUGAGUGUUUUUUUCUUUGUUUGUUAUUUUGGUCCUAUAUAUGUUUUCCUUUCUUCGUUGCCUAUUAAGGCUAAAGAACAGAAUUGGCGCAAGACCUGGGUUAUGUUCUUGGCUUUCCUCCUUGAUGGAAAAGGCUGUUAGCUUCUGUAGGGGAACACUCAUACCAAAGUGGCCACUAAAGACAGUGGGGACAGCUGUCUUCAAGUGGAAAUGUGUCAGACUAGGUUUAUUUAAACACACAAAAUGAUUUGGUUAAGGAAUUCUUGUUUGGGCUUUAAAUGUAAACUUUGCAGUGUUUUAAAUUUAAAGGCGAUUCUUUUGCCAGCCCUUUUCUUCCACUGAUGCUCAUGCUUGGAUGAGGUAUCUUGGAGCCAUAUAGGUCCUGCAUUGGGCCUGCUGCCCCUACAUCUCACCUGCUGUCCAGACUCUGGAAGCUCAUGCAAAUACCCUGUUCCUCACUGUUCAGGUUGGCUGGGGGUGGGGCUUAAACAGUGCCAGCCCCUGCCAUCCCAAUUCUGAGUCCCCAGGCUCCUUGCAUGCCCUCCAGCUUGCUCUGCCCACCAAUCCUGGGUGGUCAAGAGACUAGCACAGUGGUCCUGACCUCUUGCCAAGAGCUUGCCCAUUUUCUGGGUUGCUCCUUUUAGGCAUGUGUGUGUGGUUGUAUGGAACAGUUAGAUUUGCUGCAGUGGGUCAUUUGUAGGAAUUGUUUCUAGCUAGAGGAAUUGAUUUGCUUCCGGUCUAGCAUUUGGGUUAUGGGAACUUGGGGUGUGUGGUAGGGCGUUGUUUCUUUUUUUCUGAGGUGUUUCCCCUCCCAUUAGUCUCUUGGCUUUUUCCUUUCCUUUUCUCCUCAGUUGGCCAUCUUGGUUCUUCUCCCCCCCCCCCCCAUUUCA
Messenger RNA from Cricetulus griseus (Chinese hamster), 1564 nucleotides. The record is from RefSeq and is a predicted model, not a curated record. NCBI's taxonomy places the organism in Eukaryota, Metazoa, Chordata, Mammalia, Rodentia, Cricetidae.